Molecule: messenger RNA, 1652 nt
Organism: Myotis daubentonii (Daubenton's bat)
Lineage: Eukaryota; Metazoa; Chordata; Mammalia; Chiroptera; Vespertilionidae
Product: cone-rod homeobox protein
Biological process (GO): multicellular organism development; regulation of transcription by RNA polymerase II
Cellular component (GO): nucleus
Molecular function (GO): RNA polymerase II cis-regulatory region sequence-specific DNA binding; DNA-binding transcription factor activity, RNA polymerase II-specific
Source: RefSeq, a predicted model, not a curated record
CUGCUUCCUCGUUUUUCAAACGGUCUCUCAGGAAUCCCAGCAUUUUCCUCCUCUUUCACCAGUAAGUCCUAAGGAAGAACUUGCCCGAGGAGUGGGGGCUCCUGGUCACAGGCAGGAGCUGGGCCCCCCUUUCCCUUCAGCCCUAAUUGCCAAGAUGUCAUGGUGGGGAGAGGAGGGGAUUAGGCAGAUGGGUGCCCCUCCCCCUCCCAGCCAAUGCCACCUCCCGGGGCCCAGUCCCCCACCCGGGCCAGGAUUACCCUCCGAGAUCCAGGCCACAUGGCAAAUGACAUCACUGCCAGCCGGGGCUUAAAGUCUCCCCAUGUGAGGGGACCCGUCUCCUCCAGCCUCUGCCAUCUGACAACUGUCCUGGACGUGGGCCCUGUCCCUCCGUCCUGAGGCCCACUCACCUGGUCCCCAGUGUCCGCGAAGAUCAUGAUGGCGUAUAUGAACCCGGGGCCCCACUAUUCCAUCAGCGCCUUGGCCCUGAGCGGCCCCAGCGUGGAUCUGAUGCACCAGGCUGUGUCCUAUCCGAGUGCCCCGAGAAAGCAGCGGCGGGAGCGGACCACCUUCACCCGGAGCCAGCUGGAGGAGCUGGAGGCCCUGUUUGCCAAGACCCAGUACCCAGAUGUGUACGCCCGAGAGGAGGUGGCCCUGAAAAUCAAUCUGCCGGAGUCCAGGGUUCAGGUUUGGUUCAAGAACCGCAGGGCUAAGUGCAGACAGCAGCGGCAGCAGCAGAAACAGCAGCAGCAGCCCCCAGGGGCACAAGCCAAGGCUCGUCCUGCCAAGAGGAAGGCGGGCACAUCCCCAAGGCCCUCCACUGAUGUCUGUCCAGACCCCCUGGGCAUCUCAGAUUCCUACAGCCCCCCUCUGCCUGGCCCCUCAGGCUCCCCCACCGCGGGAGUGGCCACUGUGUCCAUUUGGAGUCCAGCCUCAGAGUCCCCUUUGCCCGAGGCCCAGAGGGCUGGGCUAGUGGCCUCAGGGCCUUCUCUGACCUCAGCACCCUACGCCAUGACCUACGCCCCAGCCUCUGCUUUCUGCUCUUCCCCCUCAGCCUAUGGGUCUCCCAGCUCCUUCUUCAGUGGCCUGGAUCCCUAUCUUUCUCCCAUGGUGCCCCAGUUGGGGGGCCCGGCUCUCAGCCCCCUUUCUGGGCCCUCCAUGGGACCCUCCCUGGCCCAGUCACCCACCUCCCUGUCAGGCCAGAGCUAUGGCGCCUACAGCCCUAUGGACAGCUUGGAAUUCAAGGACCCUACAGGCACCUGGAAAUUUGCCUACAACCCCAUGGAUCCUCUGGACUACAAAGAUCAGAGUGCCUGGAAGUUUCAGAUCUUAUAGAAGCGACGUCUCCACCUCUUGUUUAAGUCUCCUCCCUGAAGCUUAGGUACUUGGACAACAGCUCUGCAAAAGCAGCAGGAGCCAGCCAUCCUGCCAAAGGCUGUGGCCACUUUGACUUCCUGAGCAGCUUAACACAACACAGUCCACCCCUUUCCUCCCUGGGAGAGGGGCUCCUUCAGCAGGGCUCAGUAAUUCUCUCAACCCAGCACCAUCUCACACCGAUUCUAACGGGCAUUUUCAAACAUGAGCCCCAGACUCCAGAAACUGGCACUGAGAACUUGCCCCGAGAUGAAACGAAACCAAACUCACAGUUGAUUUGG